AGUUCGCGCCCAAUUUAUUUUGGCGGAAGAAUUGCAUUAAAAAUUUUCACUCCUAAGUUUUAUGAAAACAAAUCGCAUGUUUAAUUAAAUCGAGCAAGUAGUUUAUUUAAAAUUAAAAAAACUUUUCAUUGACGUAAUUAUUUCAAUUCAAAGAAAAUUAAUAUUUUAAAAAAGAGUUUCAAUCAGUUUUGUUUGUAAUUCAAUUGGGCACAAUGUCCUUAUCAAAAGCCAAAAUGGAAAUAAAAACAAAGUUUCAGGAUCUUUGUCAUGAACUUAACAUGGAUAAAGAAACCGAACAAAGUGCAUGGACCAAUUAUUAUGAUAUGUCCCAAAAGUUAACAUUGGAUGGAGAUCCAUGUCAGUGGCUUUGCUGUGCUUUGUACGCAGCAUGUCGAGAAUCUUAUAGACCAACUGUUGGUGGAACCAACGAAGUUGUUAAAGGAAAUUGUGUUUCAUUAACAAAACUUCUCAGAAGUUGCAAUGUCAGUCUUUAUGAUUUUUUUACUAAAAUGAAAGCAUGGUGCGAAAUGGCAACCUUAUCAAAAAAUUUCAUCACUCAAAUCGAGCGACUAGAACAAGGUUUUAUAAUAACCCUAAAUCUCUUCGAAUGGUAUAAUAAGAUUUUUGAUCAAAUCUUUAUUGUACCACCAAAUGAGAAAAAGAAUAAGAAAGCAAGGCCAGUUAAAUGCUCAGCGAGUAAAUUGUAUGAUCUUUGUUGGUGUUUAUUUCUAUGUGCCAAAAAUGAAGACUUAAAUUGUACAGUUGAUCUGGUGUCUUCAUUUCAUUUAUUGCUGUGUUGUAUAGAUUUAAUUUAUGUCAAUGCACUUGCUGAAAAUCGUAUAGAAUUGAUAAAUCCAAAUUUUGAAGGAGUACCAACGAAUUGGAAUACAUCUGAAUUUAAUCCAUCGACAAUAAAUAAACAUUGUAUAAUAGAACCACUUUGUAAAAUAACUAAAGGUCUUAAUAUUGAGGCAAGAUCAAUGAAGCUUAAUUCGUGGAAGAAAAUAAUGACUGAAUUUAUUGGAACCAAAGUUUUACUCGGAAACAAGGACACAUUUAUGGAAAUAAUAUCAAAUAAUAAUUUCGAGCCAAACCUUAAAUCUCUUAAUAGCGCCUAUGAACAGUAUGUUUUAAGUGUAGGCGAGUUUGAUGAAAGAAUAUUGCUUCAUAAUACAAACUUUAGAAAACAAAAUAAUAGCGAUACGACGAGCAGCCAUAGUGCAUACAUCAACCAGAGCAUACGCUCAAUGGCUCCAGAAACACCAUUAACAAGGAGACAUCAUUUGCCGAAAAAAGAUAGCGUAUCUGAACCAGUGGCAAAUGCAACACAGAAUGUUAGAAAAUUACAAGAUAUUGCUGAUAAAGGACCAUCAGAUUAUAUUAAACAAGCUGGUGAAAGCACAAUGCAGAUAAUCAAAUCAAAACUAGACUCAAUGGAAGCUAUAUUCAAAGAAAAAUUUCCCAUAAAGUCAGAGGCUGAAAAACGAUUCUCCUUAGCAAGAUCUCUAUAUUUUUAUAUAUCUGAAAAAAUAGUUCGAGCAGAAGUUGCAACAAGACCAAAUUUAGAUAUCAAGAUUUUGCUGGAAAGUGAAAAUUUAAACUCUGCUUUGAUAACUUGUUGUGUUGAAAUUGUGCUUGAUGCAUAUAAUUCACAAAUUAAAUUUCCAUGGGUCUUAAAUUGCUUUGACUUGAAACCCUUUAAUUUUAUAAAAAUUGUUGAAAUAGUUGUGAAACGACAAGACAUAUUAACUCGAGCUUUAAUCAAACAUUUAAAUUUAGUAGAAGAAACUUGUUUAGAAUCAUUGGCAUGGGGAAGCGGGUCGCCGCUUUGGAUUGUAUUACAACAAAGAAAUGCACCGCUACCUUCAUGGGCAGAUGUUGAUGUUAAUGAAAUGGCUCACUGUAAUCAAGAACGUAAUUUAUUGCAAUCUCCAAUGAAUUCAGCUUAUGACUGCUUUAACCCAGCGACAGCAUCGACAUCAGAAUCGGCUAGAAGAGAUUUGUUUAAUGCAGGAAAAGCUUCAGAACCAAAACCUGUUGAUCCAUCAAAACCAGCAUCUGCUGAAUCUAGAAGAGAUGUUUCCUUAUCCAUAUUUUUAAGAAAGUUUUACACACUAGCAUGGAUGCGAAUGAAAGAGUUAUGUAAAGAACUUGAAAUGGGUGACGAAAGACAUAUGAUCAAAGUGUGGACAUUGUUUGAAUAUUCAAUAACUAAUAGAACAGAACUGAUGCAAGAUCGACAUCUUGAUCAGUUACUUAUGUGUGCAAUAUAUAUAUACAUAAAGGUUCAAGAAAUACAGAAAAAAACUUUUACCGAUAUUAUGAGACUGUAUCGAAAGCAACCUCAAGCCGCCAGCAAUAUUUAUCGUGAAGUUUUAAUUGACCCUUCUAAGAAAGAUGGUGACGAUAAAAUUCCUCAAUAUGGUGAUAUUAUUCUUUUCUAUAAUACAAUUUAUGUACAAAAAAUGACGCCAUACGCCCUGAAUUUCAGCGAUAAGAAAAAAUCACAAAAUGAUCUCCUUCUCUCACCGCAUCCUACUGAAAAAAUUAACCUUCCAAAGAAACUUUCAAAUCAUCUCUAUGUCCAUCAGUUGGAAAAAAAUGAAGUUCAAUAUUCUCCAAAUCAUAUAACGUAUGAAUUCCACAAAAGUCCAGCAAAAGACUUAGAUAAAUUAAAUGAAAUCGUUCGAAAAGGUAAACGAAAUCUGACAUUCAACGAUGAAGCACCAGUCGUAAUAAAGAAAUUAAAGUCAAACCUCCAUUUCCAAGGAAGAAUACUUUGUAUAAAAAAAGAUCGACAAGCCGAGCGACAAGAGUGAACAAUAACCUGUUGAAUAUUUUAAAAUAAAAUAUGUAAAAUUAUUUAUAAAUUAGUAUUAUAUUAAUAUAUAAUUUAACUAAACUAUUUUGUUGUUGUUGAUGCAGCCAUUACAACAAAUUAAAAUACUUGAACUACAUUAAGAAGUUGCCACGAAUGUACGAAAACAAACAACAAAUUAUGUAAAUGUUUUAAAUUUUUCCCUUAAACAAAUCUACAAAAGAAUUUUAAAAUUUUGUUGUUGUAAUGCUUGUUUUUCUUUUAAUUUAAUUUUUUUUUUAGAAAAAUUAAGCUUUUUAUGAAAAUGCUUUAUAAGUUUUCUUUAAUCUCACUAUAUUUACUAAUUAAUACAAAAAGUUAAAUAAAUCAUCAUGAAUAAGAUAAGUUUUUAUAGUACAGCUUAUAUAUAUACAUACAUAUAUUAUAUACCUACCUAAUAUUAUAACAUAACGUAUAACAUUUUUUAAUGUUAUUGGAACAA
This is a messenger RNA of Eupeodes corollae, 3299 nucleotides long. Its product is annotated as retinoblastoma family protein-like. The transcript is spliced from 16 exons. Gene Ontology annotation, molecular function: RNA polymerase II transcription regulatory region sequence-specific DNA binding. Gene Ontology annotation, cellular component: nucleus; transcription regulator complex; chromatin. Bases 213 to 2819 code for a protein of 868 amino acids. Lineage: Eukaryota; Metazoa; Arthropoda; Insecta; Diptera; Syrphidae. The record is from RefSeq and is a predicted model, not a curated record. Gene Ontology annotation, biological process: cell differentiation; negative regulation of G1/S transition of mitotic cell cycle; regulation of transcription by RNA polymerase II.